CUUGGAGUUGAUCUUGAACCUCAACCACUGCUCAAGUUGAGACUUCCUUCAGCUCAACUUCAGAGGCUCUACCUCUGUGUUUGGACGCUUUGCUUCCAGUCUUUUAUCUGCUGCUAGAUCAUGCUCAUUUCUAUCGCCGCCCUUGACAGUUUGAGUGCGAAGAUUCGAGGCGGGGCAGACGCGCACCUGUGAUUUAACCAGUCCUAUUCCUUUAUCCCUUCAUUCCUUUCCUCUACGAUCCUCGACGACUCUUUCGUCUCCGUUCGCCGAAAUGUCCUUUUUUGGCUUUGACACCUCCUUGCCCAGAGACCAGCCGGCGACUGGCAAGGGUAUCUUCGAACAUACAAAUCCCUUCAACGAGGUUGCAAAGGCUCGCAAAUUGCAGGCUUUUCAUGGCGAGGGCGACGAGGAAAUCCUCGACUUUGAGGAUACCUAUGACGGUCUCGGUGACCAACUCCAGGAAGCCGGCGAUGAUCUGAACGACGAUACCUUUGGCGGAGCCGCUGAGCCUGCUGGUGGCCGAGGCGGAAACGGUACAGAUUUCGACUUCUUCGGCACCACUGCUCAGGUCUCUGCCGCCAUCGAUGAAGAACAUGUCCGCUACAAUCUGCAGCAUGGCCAGCCUGUCCAGAAACCUAAGCGCUCGGGCUACGAAAAAUAUCAAGAUCCUGGUUACAUCCCAGACAUUCAAGCAAAAUCCAGUGCUUGGACCUCGCGAUCUCAGCAACAACCAAAACCGCCCCAUGAAGAUGCACGGAUCAGUACAGCAAGACCUCUAGAUCAACCAGAGCAAUACCCCAGUCAUGCGAAACCUGCGCAAAUGCUCAGUCUUGCUGAAGUCGAGGCCGCCAUGCAAGGUCAAUCUCAGUAUUCACAACCUCCACCUUUCCCAUUUCCGCUUCAGCAUCAGAUCCCGCCACAGUACCAACCGCCUCCACCAAUGGCCCAGCAGCACUUUCAACGCCAUGCUCCAGCUCCCAGUUAUCCCCCACCUCAUCAACCAACUGCUCCCCCACCACAACCACGUGCUUCUCAAAGUCCUCAACGUCACCAGCGGGCUCCAUCACAGCCCACUCAGCCACGUGCACAGCAGCCGCCUCUUCAGAUUCUCCAGAACCCUAACAGGGCUCGCCAUUCCCCCAAACCUAGCGUUGACAGGCCGGGCCAGCAACCAGGAGACCCAUCUCAAGGUUCUACGGUCAUCACCAACCCUCAGCAGCUUUUGCAACUGUCUGAAGAACAGAGAAAAGCGUAUCUCGAGGAAGAUGCGAAACGCGCCAAACGCAACCAUAAGAUCUUUGUUUUGUCAAAAGGCAAUGGCCUCAUGACUCCGCAAGACAAGAACUUCAUCACCCGUAUUCAGCUGCAACAGCUUGUCACGGCCACCGGCACUUCGACCGAUUCGAACCCAGAAGCUGCCCUUGCAGAGGACUUUUACUAUCAGGUUUACAGCCAGAUCCGAGGCGCCCCUCGCCAACACCCCACUCAACCUUUGGGUCAUUUUGCUCAGACUUAUCUGUUCCAAACUGGCAGCCGCACCGGCGGUCGACGACACAAUGUCAACGGGGAGAAUCAUAUGCAAAGAAUGCAACAACAGGUUCAGCGUGCAGUUGAGGCGGCCAAGCUCAAGCCCAAGAACAAGCAAUUGAUCAUCGAGGGCAGCUUGGGCAAAAUAUCUUUCAGCAACGCCAAGACUCCUAAGCCUCUUCUUAACAUCAAGAGACAGGAGAAUUUGGAUGCACGCCCAGACGGCGCUAAAAGAAAUGCUGUCAGUGGCAGCGACCGCACGAGCAUUCUGAAAAACAUUGAAAAGGUGUACAUGACCCUGAUGUAUUUGGAAGACAAUGAACGACAAAUGCCUCCACCACCCACAGAAGGUGACGCUGAUGCUGUUCAAGCUCACAUCCUCUGGCGGCAAAGGCUGUCUGAGCUCAAUGCUCAACUGUGGCAAAAUCUGAAAGUUAUGGAUCCCAUCGUGCCAGGCUCGACCGUCACUCAUCCUUUCAUCGCCUUCUUGUCGUUUGCCAAAGGCAAAAAGGUCAUUCCUCGUAUCUUCCAUCAGAUUGACCAAGAACAAAGGGUGACCAUCUUGACCAUGAUUGUGGUUCAUCUCGAUCAACUCGACGUUAUUAGAGAGGCGCGACUUGCACCAGGUGAAACACAGCCACCCCCACAUGUCCGGGAGGAUAUCGAAUUGUUUUCUCAAGCUGUCAUGCCAUGUCUCCUGGGAUAUGUUAGCGAUGCUCCUAUCAACAUUGUCAUUGGCCUUCUGGGUCUCUUGAUUGACCACACCAACCUGAACACGGUCGCCCAUACCAAAAUUGGACUUGGCAUGCUCACUAUGCUUCUCAGUAGAGCUGAGCUUGUCAAAGAGAGUGGCUCUGUUCCAGACCAGGACUGGCAACAAUGGACCGACCUCUACAACCGACUGUUCGAUUUGUUGGAGUCGAUGCUGCCUACACUAUUUACAGGACCAGUCAAUUCAGGCGACGACAUGUAUAUUUGGCAGUUUUUGGCAGCUCUCGGCAUUGGAGCUAGCCCGGAUCAGCAACAACGACUUGUGCUUGGUGUCAAAGACCGGGUUAUGGAGACAGUUCUUCAAAGCAAGACUCUUCCAGCAGAGAUGUCGAGCGUUCGCUUGGGCAAUGUAAAUCUCUUCAUGAGAGCCAUUGGUCUUGAUGUAGAAAUGCUUGGUUGAACGAAGAAGGGGUCAUGUAUCAUUGCAAUAUGAGGAGAAUUAGGACGAUGAUGGUGCUCAAGUGCUCGACUCAGCGCACAACACAACAGAAAGCACUUUUGGCAAAAGGGCAUGCCAGAGCAGGCAACUUGGAUGGGCAUUGUAGGGCCUAUCACGCAUGGGCAUAUUUGGCUCUUCACAUAGCUUUCGUCAAUGGUGACACAUUCAUGACUAAAAACAUUAAGCCAUGUACUAGGCAGAGGCUGGCAUACUAGUAUUAACACGAUGUAAGAAAAGCAGAAUUACUUUUGAA
Messenger RNA from Exophiala mesophila, 2990 nucleotides. RefSeq lists its product as uncharacterized. Bases 272 to 2698 code for a protein of 808 amino acids. The transcript has 2 exons. Gene Ontology annotation, molecular function: RNA binding. Gene Ontology annotation, cellular component: P-body. Lineage: Eukaryota; Fungi; Ascomycota; Eurotiomycetes; Chaetothyriales; Herpotrichiellaceae. The record is from RefSeq and is a predicted model, not a curated record. Gene Ontology annotation, biological process: P-body assembly; deadenylation-dependent decapping of nuclear-transcribed mRNA.